This is a messenger RNA of Leptonychotes weddellii (Weddell seal), 787 nucleotides long. The record is from RefSeq and is a predicted model, not a curated record. NCBI's taxonomy places the organism in Eukaryota, Metazoa, Chordata, Mammalia, Carnivora, Phocidae.
GGCCGAACCGGACCGAGGAGACCCGAGUGGGGCCGAGGCCCGCGGCCCCGCGGCUUUAAGCGCAGGUGGCAGGGCGCGCCCCACCCAGUGACCAGGCGGAGCCAAAGAUGCUGACUUCUGCCACGCUGCCCCUCCUGGGCUCCCAGCCGCCUCCGGCCUUGCCCUUCCCGUUGCUGCUGCUGGCGGUGCUGAGCGGCCCGGUAUCCGGCCGCGUCCCCCGCUCGGUGCCCAGGACCUCGCUUCCUAUCUCCGAGGCUGACUCCUAUCUCACGCGGUUCACUGCCCCGCAGACAUACAAUUACUCUGUCCUCCUUGUGGAUCCUGCUUCCCAUACACUUUAUGUUGGUGCCCGGGACACCAUCUUCGCUUUAUCCCUGCCCUUCUCAGGGGAGAGACCCCGCAGGAUUGACUGGAUGGUACCUGAGGCCCACAGACAGAACUGUAGGAAGAAAGGCAAGAAGGAGGACGAAUGUCACAAUUUUGUCCAGAUUCUCGCCAUUGCCAAUGCCUCUCACCUCCUCACUUGUGGCACCUUCGCUUUUGAUCCGAAGUGCGGGGUUAUUGAUGUGUCCAGUUUCCAGCAGGUUGAAAGACUUGAGAAUGGCCGGGGGAAAUGUCCUUUUGAGCCAGCUCAGCGGUCAGCAGCUGUAAUGGCUGAAGUGACCGUUUUGAUACCAGAGUGAAAAAUUGGAACCCCGGGGUGGAGUGAAAUACUACCGUGGAGUAUGCAAGGCUGUCAGCGUUGGGUUGCUGACACGUCUGGGAAGACUACGUCACAGGCUUUACA